This is a messenger RNA of Xyrauchen texanus (razorback sucker), 3672 nucleotides long. RefSeq names its product nuclear prelamin A recognition factor. Gene Ontology annotation, molecular function: lamin binding. Gene Ontology annotation, cellular component: lamin filament. The transcript is spliced from 12 exons. The record is from RefSeq and is a predicted model, not a curated record. Bases 264 to 1661 code for a protein of 465 amino acids. NCBI's taxonomy places the organism in Eukaryota, Metazoa, Chordata, Actinopteri, Cypriniformes, Catostomidae.
CACGCAAGGACAAUGAAGUCAAGCCGAGCAGCGAUUCGUCUCCAGCCAGUUUGGAUGAGUGAGAGUUGCGAAACGGAUGACUCGGUGCACACCAUUGUUAUAUCACCGCAGGGCGAUCAUCUCUGCGCUUUUUUCUGGUGACCAGUUGUCGCUUUCAUGCGUUCAAUAGCGAAGUUCCUGCUAUCAAGACUCACUGCUGCGUCUGUUGGGUUUCCCCCUAAACAACAAGGACUUAAUGUGAUUUUGUAUGAGUUGCUUAUACAAUGUCUGAAGUCAUUAUCGGACGAAAAAAGAAAAAGUGUGAGAAUUGCACUGAACAGUGCAACAAGAAGCAGAGUGAUGAAGGGAUAAACUCACUGCAAGAGAAAGGUGUUGUCAGUGGAGAGGUAAGAGACUCUACCUCAGUUCAGCAGGUGUUGCUGAGCACGUGUCUGUCCUGUGAAGGCUGCAUAUCGGAGGACGAAAUCCAGAAAAUCUCUCAACAGAAUCUAGAUGAAAUCAACCAUGUGCUUGCCCUUAAUAAGAAGUGUGACACUUCAAAGCACAAAGUUCUGGUGGUGUCCGUGUGUCCCCAGUCUCUGCCCUUUUUUGCCGUUAAAUUUCAGCUGGAUGUUUCUGCGGCUUCACAGAAACUAUGUGGCUUCCUGAAGAGUGUGGGGGUUCAUUAUGUCUUUGAUACUACGAUAGCUGCUAGUUUUAGUAUUUUGGAAAGCCAGAAAGAAUUCAUUCAGCGUUACCGUCGUAAACAUCAUGAUGCCAACGCCAUGCCGAUGUUCACUUCCUCAUGUCCAGGAUGGAUCCGCUAUGCAGAGCGUGUUCUUGGCAGCUUGGUCACGCCACACAUCUGCACAGCCAGGUCACCUCAACAGAUCAUGGGCUCCUUGGUCAAAGAAUUUUUUGCAAAACAACAGAAGCUGACCCCGGAUCAGGUUUUCCAUGUGAUGUUGGCUCCCUGCUUUGAUAAGAAGCUGGAAGCUGUGAGAGAGGAAUUCUACAACAGUGUUUUAGAGACCAGAGAUGUAGACUGUGUACUUACAUCAGGAGAGAUUCUCCACUUGAUGGAACAAAGCAAAGUUACCGCAGAGGAAGUGGACUCUGCUCCUUUGGAUCACAUAUUUGGUGAGAGCAGUGACUCAGGCAUGAUCAGGCAUAAAGGUCGUGGAUCUGAAGGUUUCCUGGAACACAUUUUCAAACAUGCAGCCAAAGAGCUCUUUGGUCUAGACGUCCAAGAGAUUGUGUACAAGACACUCAGGAAUCGAGACUUCCAGGAGGUGGCGCUAGAGCAUGAUGGAGAGACCCUCCUUCAGUUUGCUGCGGUCUAUGGCUUCCGGAAUAUUCAGACUCUAGUGCACAGAAUGAGGAAAGGCAAAGUGCCCUACCAGCUAGUGGAGGUGCUUUCCUGCCCUGGAGGCUGUUUAAGUGGGCGAGGACAAGCUGAGGGAGAGGGAGGCAGACCUGACCGGGCUCUUGUUCAGCAAAUGGAAGCGUCCUACAGCAGCUUGCCUGUCCAUUUGCCUGAAUCCAACCCAGAGGUCCAGCGCCUCUACCAGGACUGGUUGGAUGGCCAAGAUUCCCCACAUGUUCAGCAAUGUCUCCACACUCAGUACAAGAGCCACACAAAGCCCCCCUCUCACAUACUGAGCCCGGACAUUCAGUGGUGAUUGGUAGGGGCCAUUCUGUUAUUCCCUCAUUUCUGGAGCCAAGUUUGGCAUUAAAAGCAUCAAGUCUAACUUAAAUGGACUGCAAUUUUCUACAGUAAAAGAAAAGUUGAACAAAUUAUCAAACAAGCUUUCUGUUCUAAGCAGUAAAUCAGACUGCUUUAUUUAAUGAUGUGUGAUCAUUCAAGGGAUAGUUCUCCCAAAAAUUUUAAUUGUCAUUAUUUUCACUCACGCUUAUGUUGUUCCAAACCCAUAUGAUUUUUGUCUUCUCAGUCACAAUUCACUUUCAUUGUAUGGAAAAAAUGAUAAGUGUCAUCAUUCUUUAAAAUUUCUCCUUGUGUUCACGGGAAGAAAGUAAGUCAUACUGAUUUCGGGCAUUAUAAGGGUGAGUGAAGAUUUUUGGGUGAACUCUCCCUUUAACUUGUUUCCUGGAGCAUUCUUUCUCACAUUGCACCUAAAUGAUGUCAUAGAUGGUUGAACAACCAAUCAUCAUAAAGUUAAAGUGUGAUUAACACAACUAUAGCAAUAACACAGUUAUUUGUCUUUUACCUGUUAUAUGUCUGAAGCAGUGUUAUGACUAUUAUUGCAAUUUAUCACUUGUACUGAAGGAAUUUGCUCUGUCAUGAAUUUCAUAUCACUAAGAUCCAGCUACAAAAUAAGCAAACAAUACAUACUGUUCCUAUGAAUAGAUUAAAAGAAUACCAACCAUCAAUAAGAGCUUCAUAAUUCUGACUGCAUUGAAAGUGCAUGAACUAAUUUUAACAGACUGGCAGUGUUUUUUGUCAUUUAGCUUUCAUGCAACAAGAAAUAAGAUUAAAAUAAUAAUAACUCAAGUGCUGUUAUCUGAUAUUCGUGUUUGUGGUUGUAUUAUAGUAGCAGUCAAACGUUACACAAAUACAUUCAUCUGAAUUUUGCUGUGACCACAAAAUGUGAAACACAUUCCAUUUUAAAGGGAUAGUUUACCCAAAAAUUAAAACUCUCAUCAUUUACUCACCUUCAUGCCAUCGGAGAUGUGUAUGACUUACUUUCUUAUGCAGAACACAAAGAUUAUUUAGAAGAAUUUCUCCACUGUGCAGGUCCUUAUAAUGCAAGUGAAUGUUGACCAAAAAUGUAAAGAUGCAAGAAGCACAAAGGCAGCAUAGGACUCCCAUGAUUUAAUCCAUGUCUUCUGAAGGAAUCUAAUUGUUUUGAGUGAGAACAAAAUGUACAAUUUUUUCACUGUACAUCUUGCCAUUGCAGUCUCUAGGCACUAUCAUGAUUUCAAGCUCAAUUACACUUCCUAGUGCUUGAUAGCGCUAGUGAGUGUAAUAGAGCUAAAAAUCACGAUCGCCAUGGAGACGGCCGAUGUCAAGAUUUAUAUUGAAAAAAAAAGUUAUAUUUUGGUCUGUUUAGAUUAGAUCACUUCAGAAGACAUGGAUUAAACCACUGUAGUUGUAAGGGUUACUUGUACACUGCCAUUAUGUGCUUUUUGGAGCUUGACAGUUUUGGUCACCAUUCACUUGCAUUAUAUGGACCUACAGAGCAGAGAUAUUCUUCUAAUAAGGUUUGUUUGUGUUCAGCAGAAGAAAGUCAUACACAUCUGGGAUGGCAUGAGUAUGAAUAAAUACUAAAAUAAUUUUUAUUUUAGUAGAACUAUUCCUUUAAGUAGCAAAGGAUGUUAUGCCUACAUGGGUGCAGUUUUGUAAAAGAGCCACUAAAUGGGUAUACAUAAUAAAUCAGUGAAAUCUUCAACUAAAGAAACAGGGAGAUGUGGCAUCAGGGACAUCAGAACACUUAAAAUGCUGUAUGCACCUAAAGUCAUAUCUGUGUUACAAAAGUUGGCUGUUCUGCAACAAGAUGUAUAGAGUCUGUCACAAUACAUUUGUGUUGUAAUAGCACCACUCUUCCGUAUGUGUUGUAGAAACAGCCUACAGCCAUUAUGGGGGAAAAAAAAAAUCAACUUUUGAGUGAUAUUGAUUUUUUUUUCUUGUGAUGUAUUGUUGAUGCUUAAGUAGAUCACUUUUGAUGAAGUAGA